Prunus armeniaca (apricot) is the source of this 180-nucleotide messenger RNA. The record is from the annotation of a GenBank genome assembly. Lineage: Eukaryota; Viridiplantae; Streptophyta; Magnoliopsida; Rosales; Rosaceae.
AUGUAUUCAGUAAUAAAUGCUGAGUAUUUAAAACCCUUUGAGCCAUCAUUAUUGGAUGAUGAUGAAGACGUUAAGGAUUCUCAACUUCUCCCAUUAGACGAUCUAUGGCUUGAGAGGGAAGACCCAUUGACGGCAAACUGCAUUCUUGAGAAAAAGGCCACUACGAGUCGACAUGGUUAG